GUUUAUUAAUUUCAUUUGUAACUUUUAGGUUGGUCUUAAAAAUGUUUGUCAAGUGAUUUCUCUUCCAAACACAACCCAAACAUGUCCUCAACAAAAAACCCACCAAAUUCCCCUCCUUCUGACUCCUCCGACUAUGAUUCUGACCCAACCACCACCUCCUCCACCCAUCAUCUCCGCCAUGUUGAUCUUUCCAACACCAUUUUCAAAGCUUACCUUGAAAUCAAUGGCCAAAAUUCAUCCCCAUCUCAUCAAUCUAUAGACCUUUCAAAGAUCCAAUCUUUCCUUAAUUCAUCAUCAUCUGGAGCUCUUUCUUGUCUCAUUUGUCUUGAACGAAUAAAAACAACUGAUCCUACAUGGUCUUGUAAUGGGUUUUGCUUUUCAGUUUUUCAUCUUCAUUGUAUUCAGAAUUGGGCUCAACAAUCUACUGCUCUUGCUGCCGCACGCGCCCUCACGCGCCUCCCCAUUUCAGCGCUUGCCGCGGCAGAUACCUCGGUAUGGAACUGCCCUAAAUGUAGAUUUGAAUAUUCAAGAAGUUUAAUUCCUAAGAAUUAUUAUUGUUUCUGUGGAAAAGUUGAAAACCCAUCUCAUGAUCCUUGGGUUUUGCCUCAUUCAUGUGGGGAAAUAUGUGGUAGACCAUUGAAAAACAAUUGUGGGCAUUAUUGUCUUUUGUUGUGUCAUCCUGGGCCUUGUCCAUCUUGUCCUAAGUUGGUGAAAAGUACUUGUUUUUGUGGGGGGUUUCAAGAUGUUAGGAGAUGUGGGUUUAAGGAAUUUUCAUGUAAUAAGCAAUGUGUUAAAGUUUUGGAUUGUGGGAUUCAUAAAUGUGUUGAUAUUUGUCAUGAUGGGGAGUGCUCACCAUGUAGGGAGAAAGGUGUGUAUAGGUGCCAAUGUGGGAAGGUAAAGGAGGAGAGGGAGUGUUGCGAUAGGAAUUUUCGAUGUGAUAAUCCAUGUCAACGAGGUUUGGAGUGUGGGAAGCAUUUUUGCGAGCGAGGGUGCCAUGGGGGCGUGUGCGGUCAAUGCCCUUCGAAGGGGAUGAGGACUUGUCCAUGUGGUAAAAGGUCUCAUGAAGGGAUUCCUUGUGAUGUUGAGGUGCCAUUAUGUGGGGCAACUUGUGAUAAGAAUUUGACUUGUGGAAGGCAUAGGUGUCCGGAAAGGUGUCAUCGCGGUUCUUGUGUUGAAACUUGUAGGAAUGUGAUUACAAAAUCGUGUCGGUGUGGAAGUUUGAAGAAACAGAUUCCUUGCUAUCAAGAAUUGGUAUGUGAAAGGAAGUGUAUGAGAGAACGUGACUGUGGGCGCCAUGCUUGUAGGCGUCGUUGCUGUGAUGGGGAUUGUCCACCUUGCACAGAGGUUUGUGGAAGGAAGCUACGUUGUAGGAACCAUAAAUGCGCUUCUCCAUGUCAUAGGGGGCCCUGUGCACCUUGUCCCCUCAUGGUUACCAUUUCAUGUGCUUGUGGUGCAACGCGUUUUGAGGUUCCAUGUGGUACAGAAACAGAACAGAAGCCGCCUCGUUGCCGGAAACAAUGUCCCAUAGUUCCUUUAUGUAGGCACAGUCUGAUUUCUAAGCCGCACAAAUGCCAUUACGGAUCCUGCCCACCAUGUGGACUUCCUUGUGGUGAAGAGUAUCCUUGUGGCCACGUCUGCAAACUAAGAUGUCAUGGCCCUCAACCUCCACCUAAACCAGAGUUCACACUGAAACCAAAGAAGAAAAAACAAAAUCACCAGAGUGAACCAGUUGCUGGAACGCCGUGCCCUCCGUGUCCAGAACUUGUUUGGAGAUCUUGUGUUGGUCAGCACUUUGCAGCCGAAAGAAUGAUGGUUUGUUCAAAUAAUGCACAAUUUUCCUGUGACAACUUGUGCGGAAACCCUCUUGCUUGUGGCAACCACUAUUGCACGAAAACUUGCCAUGCCCGUGAUAACUCAUCAGAACAGUAUACACGAGGAGUGCCAUGUGAAGAUUGUACUCUUCACUGCGAAAAGGAACGUUCGCCUGUGUGUUCACAUCCUUGUCCACUGCCUUGCCACCCUGGAGAAUGCCCCCCGUGCAAAGUGCUCUUAAAACGUGCAUGCCACUGUGGUGCAAUGGUGCAUGUCUUUGAGUGUUUAUAUUACAACACCUUAUCUGAAAAGAAACAACUAAGCGUCCGUUCAUGUGGGGGACCUUGCCACAGAAAGUUACCUAACUGUACACAUCUAUGCCCAGAGACAUGUCAUCCUGGUCACUGUCCUUCACCAGAAAAGUGUAGUAAAAAGGUUACCGUUCGUUGUAAAUGUCAUAGCUUGAAAAAGGAGUGGUUGUGCCAUGAUGUUCAAACCACAUAUAGAGAAUCUGGUCGAGAAUCUAAAGAUAUACCAAAAACUCAAUUUGGAAUCGGGCUUCUACCCUGUGAUUUGAACUGUAAGAGCAAAGCCGAUGCUAUUGAGUCAGAAGUAUUGCAGCGGAAACAAAAGCCACCCGAGAAAAAGGAGACCGAGAUCGAAACACACGUACCUAAACGGAGAAAGAGGCGUGAAAGAGUACAAGAAACAAAGCAAAUCUCUAUGCUGCAGAAACUCAUAUCCCAUCUCCAAAGGUUUUUUAUGAUCGUCGUUGUUCUGGUAGUUCUAGUCGCUGUUGCGUAUUAUGGACAUAAGGGUCUUAUGUUACUCAACGAUUGGAUGAACAAAGUUGAAGAACGCCGUGAGAAAACAAGGUACAAAAGGAUUUGAUAGAAAUAGCACAUUACUAUCAAUUUGCAUUUGGAUGAUACUCGGCCUGGUAACGAACGAUGUGAAAGUGAAAUUAUACCACAAAUUUCUUCAUUUUUGUCGCACAAACAAAAAAGUUGUGGGUUUACUUGCAAAUUUACGUACAUCGAGUUUGAAUUAUGUUCACAAAUCACAGAGAAUAAUCUACAUUUUUUGUACUUAAUUAUAUUUCGUAAUUAUCUCGUAAAUCAUUGUUUGUAAAAUUGGAGCGGAAUUUUGUACCUUCUCAUAUACUCGUAUUGGCGACUUUUGUGAUAUAAAGUUUGAAUUUUCGCAAAGGAAAUGAAGCAAAGUUGUUGAGA
Molecule: messenger RNA, 3044 nt
Organism: Amaranthus tricolor (Joseph's coat)
Lineage: Eukaryota; Viridiplantae; Streptophyta; Magnoliopsida; Caryophyllales; Amaranthaceae
Product: NF-X1-type zinc finger protein NFXL2
Exons: 13
Coding region: 82-2703 (873 amino acids)
Biological process (GO): regulation of DNA-templated transcription
Cellular component (GO): nucleus
Molecular function (GO): RNA polymerase II transcription regulatory region sequence-specific DNA binding; DNA-binding transcription factor activity, RNA polymerase II-specific; zinc ion binding
Source: RefSeq, a predicted model, not a curated record